This is a messenger RNA of Coregonus sp. 'balchen', 17487 nucleotides long. The record is from the annotation of a GenBank genome assembly. NCBI's taxonomy places the organism in Eukaryota, Metazoa, Chordata, Actinopteri, Salmoniformes, Salmonidae.
AUCAGACAGGCCAAGGUGCAGAUCCUCCCAGAGCGGAUCCUCCCGGACCCCCUGACUGCAGUGCAGCUCACGCCACUGUCCCGCCUCCACAUGCACCCCUCCUCCAGACCCCCCGCCCAGAGCUGCAGACAGACCCAGCGCUGGUGGGCCACCUACCGCCAGGUCUGACUCACACAGACAGACCCACCCACCCACUCUCACUAAGUCACACCUAUCACCACUUACAUACAGCUAUUCUCACUCACACAUACACAGAGUGUACAAAACAUUAGGAAGACCUUCCUAAAAUUAAGUUGCACCCCUUUUUGCCCUCAGAACAGCCUCGAUGCGUCGGGCAUGGACUACAAUGUGUCAAAAGUGUUCCACAGGGAUGCUGGCCCAUGUUGACUCCAAUGCUUCCCACAGUUGUGUCAAUUUGGCUGGAUGUCCUUUGGGUGGUGGUCCAUUGUUGAUACACACGGGAAACUGUUGUGUGAAAAACCCAGCAUUGUUGCAGUUCUUGACACACUCAAACCGGUGCGCCUGUCACCUACUACCAUUCCCCGUUCAAAUGCACUUAAAUAUUUUGACUUGCCCAUUCACCAUCUGAAUGGCACACACACAAUCCAUGUCUCAAUUGUCUCACGGCUUAAAAAUCCUUCUUUAACCUGUCUCCUCCCCUUCAUCUACACUGAUUGAAGUGGAUUUAACAGGUGACAUCAAUAAGGGAUCAUAGCUUUCACCUGGAUUCACCUGGUCAGUCUGUCAUGGAGAGAGUUCCUAAUGUUUUGUACACUCAGUGUAUGUACCACUAUUCACAUGAUAUACUGCACAUACUCUACUACCCUCAUAAUCUAGCUUUAAACGAGACAUCACAUAUCUUAAAACAGGGGUUCUCAACCUUUUUGGGUCAGGGGACCCCUUUUGUGAUAGCAAAUUCAUCAGGGACUCCCUCAUAAUCAGAACACAACUCGAGUGAGAUAAAAAAUAACAUACAAUAUGUUUUACUAUGACUUUGGCAGUGCAUGGCCGGACAAACCAAGUCUCUGGCCCGGGAAGGAACAUUUUGUCAUGGGGCAGAUAGAUGUUUUGUUGUUGCGGCUUUAAAACUAAUAUCCUGCAAUUCUAUUUUUUUUUGCCAUGAAUCAGAUUGAAAACUUUGCCAUUUUAAAGCUUAAAUUAAAGUGCAUUUAUGUACAAAAAUGUUUUUGGGGUGUGAGUUGAAAAAUGUAUAUUUGGUGGAGUACUGUGGAGACCAAUAUCCCUGAGAGCCUCCCAGGCCCAUGUUGCCCAGGGUUAAGAACAUACACUGUAGAUUAAUAAUAUUACAUCAUAUUGUAUUACACACUUUAAACUUAUUCCACAGAUCCUUAGGCCAAAGUCAUUUAAUCUGUUAGUAAUACAGUUGAAGGCGGAGGUUUACAUACACUUAGGUUGGAGUAAUUAAAACUUGUUUUUCAACCACUCCACAAAUGUCUUGUUAACAAACUAUAGUUUUGGCAAGUCGGUUAGGACAUCUACUUUGUGCAUGACACAAGUAAUUUUUCCAACAAUUGUUUACAGACAUAUUAUUUCACUUAUAAUUCACUGUAUCACAUUUCCAGUGGGUCAGAAGUUUACAUACACUUAGUUGACUGUGCCUUUAAACAGUUUGGAAAAUUCCAGAAAAUGAUGUCAUGGCUUUAGAACAGGGGUGUCAAACUCAUUUUAGCUCAGGGGCCACAUGGAGGAAAAUCUAUUCCCAAGUGGGCCGGUCCGGUAAAAUCAUGGUAUAUAUAACUUAAAAACAACAACUUCAGAUUGUUUUCUUUGUUUUAAUACUAUCAACAUAAAACAUAAAGCUGGAGCCUGAGGACAGUGUGUCCAAAAUAGUACAAGCACAACAUCACUAUUUAUCAUAAAACACCUGUAGUUUAUUUGAAAAUUCUAAAGAAAAAGAACACACAAACACACAAUGCCUCAGUGAUUCACAUAACUGUUUCACAGAUCACAUAACUAUAUCCGGGUGUCAUUUCUCAGGUAGAAAUGUAGAUACAAAUAAUGAAAUCCUGUUCCCCAAACAAGUGCAAGAACCACAGAGUCAAGAAUAGGUUAAAUAUACAAAUAAAAUAAAAUCAAUUAAAAACAAUAGCACAUAAAAACAUAUAAACAUAAAGCUGGAGCCUGAGGACAGUGUGUCCAAAAGCACAACAUCACUAUUAAUCAUAAAACACCUCAAGUUAUUUGAAAUUAUGAGGACAAACAACACACAAACACACAAUGCCUCAGUGAUUCACAGAAGUAUAUCACAGAUCACAGAACUAUAUCAGGGUGUCUCAUGCAGCACUUUAAGUGGGGUUGCAUAGUUUAUUUGACUCCUGAUACCUGGCAUCUUUUAGCUUUCACCAGCGCAUCAAUAUCAGGCGUCACAUCCUGAGUGGCAGCCAACUUCAGGAUGUGAUUCAAGUGCUUGUGCGUGAGCCUUGAGCGCAGCUUUGUUUUAUCCAUGACGUUAUCCAUCUUUAAUGACUUGCAACACAAAGCCUCCUGGUGCAAAAUACAGUGAAAAGUCCAAAAAUCACGUCCUCCAUUUGCAGAUUGCACUUUCUCUCUGAACUUUGUCACAACGCCUGCUUUUUUUCCCGAUAAUUGAGGGCGCACCAUCUGUAGCCAGGCUGACAGCGCGGGACCAGUCCACUCCGACCCUGUCCAGCGCGCCGACGAGUGCAGUGAAAAUAUCAGCUGCUGUCGUUGUAUCUGUCAUCGGCACCAACUCCACGAACUCCUCGGUGACGGUCAAUGUGUCAUCAACUCCGCGGAUGAAAAUGGCCAGUUGUGCAACAUCUGUAAUGUCCGUGCUUUCAUCAAUUGCAACCGAAAACGCAAUAAAUGACUUUACUUUUUGCUUCAACUGGCUGUCCAAAUCCACUGAAAGAUCGGAAAUCCUGUCUGCAACUGUGUUUCUUGUCAGGCUGAUAUUUGCAAAAGCCUGGUGCUUUUCAGGGCACACAAUCUCUGCUGCCUUCAUCAUGCAUGUUUUUACAAAUUCACCCUCACUAAAUGGUUUUGAAGCCACUGCGAUUUCAUUAGCAAUGAGGUAGCUAGCUUUCACUGCAGCGUCACUGAUGUCUCGGCUGUGAGUAAACACAGACUGCUGUUUCUUCAGACCCACCAACAGUUCAUUCACCUUCUCUCUUCUCCGCUGUCCUUGAAAGUUGUCAUAUUUGUCGGCAUGAAGACUCACAUAGUGGCGACGAAGGUUAUAUUCUUUCAGCACUGCAACAUGCUGUGAACACACCAAACCUACAGCUUUCCCAUUCAAUUCCGUGAAUAAAUAGAAGGAUGACAAUUUUUCUUGGAACACUCUGCACUCUGCGUCCACUUUUCUCUUUUUUGACAGAGACAUAUUGGGGCAAUGAGGGUGCCAAAGCACAUAAUGUUAAAAGUAGAAGCCGUAAUAAAUAUCGCGGGCAAAACAAAGUAGCUCAUCCGGACUGGCUGCACUUGCUUGACCUAUUUGCUCUGCCCCGGUAUAAACAGUUUGCUUGCUUAACACAAUUGCUAUUGCGCCAUCCAGUGGACACAAUUGGAACAGCAGUUUAUUUUAUUGAAAAAUUGCAGCUCAUUUUUAUACUUUACAAAAUCAUCUCGCGGGCCGGAUUAAACCCGUUUGCGGGCCUGAUCCGGCCCGCGGGCCGGACGUUUGACACCCCUGCUUUAGAAGCUUCUGAUAGGCUAAUUGACAUAAUUUGAGUCAAUUGGAGGUGUACCUGUGGAUGUAUUUCAAGGCCUACCGCCAAACUCAGUGCCUCUUUGCUUGACAUCAUGGGAAAAUCACAAGAAAUCAGCCAAGACCUCAGAAAUGUUUUUGUUGACCUUCACAAGUCUGGUUCAUCCUUGGGAGCAAUUUCCAAACGCCUGAAGGUACCACGUUUAUCUGUAAAAACAAUAGUACGUAAGUAUAAACACCAUGGGACCACGCAGCCGUCAUACCGCUCAGGAAGGAGACGCGUUCUGUCUCCUAGAGAUGAACGUACUUUGGUGCAAAAAGUGCAAAUCAAUCCCAGAACAACAGCAAAUGACCUUGUGAAGAUGGUGGAGGAAACAGGUACAAAAGUAUCAUUAUCCACAGUAAAACGAGUCCUAUAUCGACAUAACCUGAAAGGCCGCUCAGCAAGGAAGAAGCCACUGCUCCAAAACCGCUUUUAAAAAAGCCAGACUACAGUGAGCAACUGCACAUGGAGACAAAGAUCAUACUUUUUGGAGAAAUGUCGUCUGGUCUGAUGAAACAAAAAUAGAACUGUUUGCCAUAAUGACCAUCGUUAUGUUUGGAGGAAAAAGGCGGCCUUGCAAGCCGAAGAUCACCAUCCCAACCGUGAAGCACGGGGGUGGCAGCAUCAUGCUGUGGGGGUGCUUUGCUGCAGGAGGGACUGGUGCACUUCACAAAAUAGAUGGCAUCAUGAGGAUGGAAAAUUAUGUGGAUAUAUUGAAGCAACAUCUCAAGACAUCAGUCAGGAAGUUAAAGCUUGGUCGCAAAUGGGUCUUCCAAAUGGACAAUGACCCCAAGCAUACUUCCAAAGUUGUGGCAGAAUGGCUUAAGGACAACAAAGUCAAGGUAUUGGGGUGGCCAUCACAAAGCCCUGACCUCAAUCCUAUAGAACAUUUGUGGGCAGAACUGAAAAAGUGUGUAUGAGCAAGGAGGCCUAUAAACCUGACUCAGUUACACCAGCUCUGUCAGGAGGAAUAGGCCAAAAGUCACCCAACUUAUUGUGGGAAGCUUGUGGAAGGCUACCCGAAACGUUUGACCCAAGUUAAACAAUUUAAAGGCAAUCGUACCAAAUACUAAUUGAGUGUAUGUAAACUUCUGAUCCACUGGGAAUGUGAUUAAGGAAAUAAAAGCUUAAAUAAAUCAUUCUCUCUACUAUUAUUCUGACAUUUCACAUUCUUAAAUAAAGUGGUGAUCCUAACUGACCUAAGAUAGGGAAUUUUUACUAGGAUUAAAUGUCAGGAAUUGUGAAAAACUGAGUUUAAAUGUAUUUGGCUAAGGUGUAUGUAAACUUCCGACUUCAACUGUAUUAAUUUAUUUAUUUAUUACAUGUACAAAAAAAAGAGAUCUGGCCGCGGACCCCAGUUUGAUAACUCCUGCCUUAAAGGAUUACAUUAUAUGUCUCUAUGUUGUUUCUAUUGAUGCUGAAGUCAUGCACCGUCUGUUAUCUUACGCUCUCAUUUAAAUUUGUAUUGCUUUAAUUUGUCUAAGUUAACAAACAGAGUGUGGUGGUAGUGACAGCGGGGGGAAUAGGAACGGUGGGAGGAACGGUGGGAAGGACGGAGGGAAGGUUAAUUGUUUGUUAAGGGGAUGUUUGGAUGUUUAACAUGCAGAGGAGAGGUGGCAGUCUUCAGGGGCGAGACACAUGAGACACAUGUUCAACUUCAGGCCCAAUCUUAUGUGUGUUCAGAUAAAGUUGUUUUGUCUAGAGCAGACAUGCUUCUCUGUCAUGUGGAAAAAGGAAUCAUGUCCCCUCUAUAUACAGUUGCUCCCUCCUGAAUGUGACCUGGCAACCCAGUGUUUGUGUUCCACAAUGCAGAUGAAUGAAGAUGUUCUCCUGCUGAGGUGUUGUUUUCUAUGUGUUUGCCUGUGUUCUAAUUAGAGGAAGUUCCACUGUGCCAACAUGACAUCAUGGCCUCCCUGGGUCUACGCCCUCUAUGACUCUGUGAGUACUGAACACCCUUAUCGCUGUUCUAUAGGUUAGUGUCUUAACCUCUCAGGGCUAGAUAUAACUACUGUGUGUGCACAGACAGAACAUUGCCACUGUAACUUGAGUGAGCUGAUUUAUUCCAUAAUGCGUUUUAGAAAAAUACUGUAUGAGUUCAGUGACUGUUAAGACACACAUCCUGUUUGUAACCUGGUUUCUUGUGUUUGUCCCCCAGGAGACUCUGAUGAACAGAGUGAAGAGACAGCUCCAUGAGUGGGACGAGAACCUCAAGGAUGAUUCCCUCCCCACAAACGCGAUAGGUACAACUCCCUGGUCUACCCUAUAGGCUACUGUAUAUUCCUGCCACCUAAAACCAUAAAAUCUUUAGGUACUUCUUCCAACCUCAAAGAUAGCGAAUCCUGAACUGUAACAUUCCCGCUCCCCAUCCCUCCUUCCUGUCAGAUUUCUCCUACAGAGUGGCAGCCUGUUUGCCCAUAGACGAUGCCCUCCGGCUCCAGCUGCUGAAGAUAGGCAGUGCCAUCCAGAGGCUGCGCUGUGAGCUGGACAUCAUGGACCGGGUGAGCACACACAGACAGACACAGACAUAUGAACGCAGGCGCACCCACACAGAGCCAUAAAUACACAUCACUAAACCUUACAAUUUAAAGGCCAGGUACACUGCUCAAUACAUGAACCAGGCGAGGACACACAGAGCCUUAUCCACACACUGUUUGAUAUGUAACCCUACACCCACCACGAAUCCAUCCAGCUGUACCCCAACUGAUCUAAUCUUACCCCUACUCCUCCCUGUUGUUCUGUGGCAGACUCCCCUGCCUCUCCCUCCCCUCUCUUCCCUCUCCGUUCUCUUUACUCUACUCUAAUGCACUAGUUUUAUAUUUAGCCACUGCCUAUAUAGAGUGAUGAUCAUUUCCCCUCUCUGAGGUGGUGGGUCGGAGAUGCUGCCUUCUUUUGUGAGCUUUCCCAGGCAUUGAGAGCUCUGCCAGUGUUAAAGCACCUCUUCUCUAAUCCAUCGCUCUGACUAGAGCUGGGACGAUAAACCGAAAAUUACAGAUGCCGACAUUGCCUUCCUCUUACCAAAGCAUUUUGCUUACGUCGGUAAUUUUCUGUGAUUUUGCUGCUAAAUGUUCUUGUUCUAAAACCAUUAUUUGGUCAACAGUAAUUGCCUAUGCAUUAUGUUGAUUCCUGCUAUAAAAGUAUCUGACUGUCCCUGUUUCGCUGUCGGCUGCUGACUCUCUCACUCCCUCUCCCCACUGUGCGCACGGAGGCGGGAGAGAUGCAGUCUGAUAAGCACAAGUGUAAUAUGCUUGUGCUUAUCCCGCAAUUGCUCAAAAUGCAAUUGUUCUAGUUAAAGAGAGGAGAGUCAAAGCUUGCCUUCGGAAAGUAUUCAGACCCAUUGACUUUUUCCACAUUUUGUUACGUUACAGCCUUAUUCUAAAAUUGAUUAAAUUGUUUUCCCCCUCAUCAAUCUACACACAAUACCCCAUAAUGACAAAGCAAAAACCGGUUUUUAGAAAUGUUUGCUAAUUUAUUACAAAUAAAGGAUAUAAAACAUUUACAUAAAUAUUCAGACCCUUUACUCAGUACUUUGUUGAAGUACCUUUGGCAGCGAUUACAACCUCGAGUCUUCUUGGGUAUGGUACAAGCUUGGCACACCUGUAUUUGGGGAGUUUCUCCCAUUCUUCUCUGCAUAUCCUCUCAAGCUCUGUCAGGUUGGAAGGGGAGGGUCGCUGCACAGCUAUUUUCAGGUCUCUCCAGAAAUGUUCGAUCGGGUUCAAGUACGGGCUCUGGCUGGGCCACUCAAGCAUAUUCAGAGACUUGUCCCGAAGCCACUCCUGUGUUGUCUUGGCUGUGUGCUUAGGGUUGUUGUCCUGUUGGAAGGUGAACCUUUGCCCCAGUCUGCGGUCCUGAGUGCUCUGGAGCAGGUUUUCAUCAAGGAUCUCUCUGUACUUUGCUCCGUUCAUCUUUCCCUCGAUCCUGACUAGUCUCCCAUUCCCUGCCGCUGAAAAACAUCCCCACAGCAUGAUGCUGCCACCACCAUGCUUCACCGUAGGGAUGGUAUUGGCCAGGUGAUGAGCGGUGCCUGGUUUCCUCCAGACGUGACGUUUGGCAUUCAGGCCAAAGAGUCAAUCUUGGUUUCAUCAGACCAGAGAAUGCUGUUUCUCAUGGUCAGAGUCCUUUAGGUGCCUUUUGGCAAACUCCAAGCGGGCUGUCAUGUGCCUUUUACUGAGGAGUGGCUUCCGUCUGGCCACUCUACCAUAAAGGCCUGAUUGGUGGAGUGCUGCAGAGAUGGUUGUCCUUCUAGAAGGUUCUCCCAUUUCCACAGAGGAACUCUGGAGCGCUGUCAGAGUGACCAUCGGGUUCUUGGUCACUUCCCUGACCAAGGCCCUUCUCCCACAAUUGCUCAGUUUGGCCGGGCGGCCAGCUCUAGGAAGUGUCUUGGUGGUUCCAAACUUCUUCCAUUUAAGAAUGAUGGAGGCCACUGUGUUCUUGGGGACCUUCAAUGCUGCAGAAUGUUUUUGGUACCCUUCCCCAGAUCUGUGCCUCGACACAAUCCUGUCUCUGAGCUCUACGGACAAUUCCUUUGACCUCAUGGCUUGGUUUUUGCUGUGACAUGUACUGUCAACUGUGGGACCUUAUAUAGACAGGUGUGUGCCUUUCCAAAUAAUGUCCAAUCAAUGGAAUUUACCACAGGUGGACUCCAAUCAAGUUGUAGAAACAUCUCAAGGAUGAUCAAUGGAAACAGGAUGCACCUGAGUUCAAUUUCGAGUGUCAUAGAAAAGGUUCUGAAUACUUAUGUAAACAAGCUAAACACCUGUUUUCGCUUUGUCAUUAUGGGGUAUUGUGUGUAGAUUGAAGGAAAACAUAAUUUAAUCAAUUUUGUGAAUAAGGCUGUAAGGUAACAAAAUGUGAAAAAAGUGAAGGGGUCUGAAUACUUUCCAAAUGCACUGUAUGAGUGACUAUCCAACACACCACCUGGUGUUAUGUUGGGCACCUACUGACCCUAAAAAUUCCUCAAUGACAUGUAUUGCUAAAUAAAAAGGUUUAAGGAAGUACCAAGCAGGCACCACAUUAAUACAAGACAAAACAGCUUGCUCAAUCAAGCAUGAUGGUCUUGUAAGUAUAAAAGGAAAGCUUGUUUAAUAUAAUUAUUUUAAAGGUGAAAAGGUAGUGUAAUGGGAUUAGUGUGGUGUGUAAAGAAUCCAAUACUUGACCUUGUAUGCGGUACAAAUCACAUUAUUGUGGAAGCACCUCCUCUAAGAGUAUGAAUUAGGCUGUUUUGAGAAGGUUUGAAUCCUAAGCAACCUGCCUACACAUUGUUUGAAAUACAAUAGACCAACAUAGCUACUGUAGUAGGUUAAAGCUGUGUGCUGGAAAACCUUGGUAGAGCAUGGGUGGAGUAGGCAUUGUGGUGCUCAUGUGGAUUUUCUUUUUCUGCAUCAGACCAAUGCCUACUUCUCACUUAAAACAAAAAGUGUUGUUUUUAAUAAACAAGGAUUCGGAGCACACAAAGACAUACUCUCCCAGUUGUUGGACUCGCUUAUGAUUUCAGCAAGAUCAUAGAAAUGGAAUUAGAAUGGUAUAAGAUUAGAACAGUAAUCUCUUUGGGCAAGACCAUUAAGAGGUGAUAGAUGUGUUUGUCAGUAUGGCUAGAUCAAUAUGUGAGGUAAUUCUCUAGCUCCAACUUUCUGAUUUUAAGAUAUGUACUCCCCUGCUUUUGCCUGGAGAAUGAGGGUUACACGCACCCCUAGCGAGGUGGCCAAUUACAGGCUGUUACAUAACCUCCUAGCACAGGCAAUAACAACAGUGAUGUUUGCUACUGCUACAGAAGUUGGAUUGAACAUGAAGUCAUAUAUGUUGCGUUUUCUCCCACAGUGCACCUCGCUGUGUUGCAAGCAGUGCCAAGAUACGGAGAUCACCACCAAGAACGAGAUCUUCAGGUGAGGGAGAGGAGAUGAGGGAGAGAUGCAUCUAGACUGUCCCAAUAGUGUGUGUGUGUGUGUGUGUGUGUGUGUGUGUGUGUCUGUAGAGUAGUCUAACACUGGUUGUCAGUGAGUCAGAAUGAGCUGGUAUUGUGUGUGGGCAUUGGGAUUGCAUGUGUCUACUUUGCUCCCUCCACCUCCCUCUGUCAGUCUCAGUGGGGGGUGUGGUCUGUUGACUGAGGUAGUCGCUUUAGAUGAGACGAGCCUUUGAUUGCAGACAAGUCCAUGGCACCACUACCAGAGCUACUCUCCCCCGUUCCUCCACCCGACCCCUCUCCCCUCCACUCUCUACUCCUCUCCCAUUCCCCUCUCACCAUCCACCCCCCUCCCCUCCACCCCUCUCCCCCUACCCUUCUGCCCUCCACCCUCCCUGUCCUCUUGUCACUUGACCCCCCUGGGGCAGCCAGUCUUCUUGUCACCUGGGGCAGGACAGGGCAGCUAAUGACUAGAAAUUAAUUAGCUGACCUUUAGUUCCAUUUUGGACACGACUGUUUGGCAUUUGGUUAACCUCCCACACACACACACACACUUUUAAACGCAUGAUCUUCUAGCGUCGCUAACAAGUCGAUGCAUCCACUCAUCACAUAAGCAGCAUUUCUCUGAGGCCACUCGGUGCUUCCUGCCUACACCAACCAGACACACAGACUGACACUGACCGGAUGACAGUAGGAGUAGUGAAUAAUCUCAUGUUGGCAUAUAUUCCAUUCAUGAGACCUAAAACAAAAAAAACUAGUGACAGGAGGCGAGGCUAGUACACUACAACAAUGUAGCAGCAGUCUUGGUCUCAGUAAUGAAUGGAAAGAUGCGCUGACUGAAACAUUUAAACAGGACAAAUAUUUAGAUAUUGAAUGUUGACUGUGUGUAAUAUUUAAAAAGGUCAUAAAGUUUGGAUUAAACAGACUCUCAACAUAACAUCCAUUUAGUGGGUUUCCAGAACCUGAGGGGCAGGCUGUCUUGAUGGUAAUGGACCAGCUGCCAUGGCCAUUGGGCUUUUUAGCAGAAGUUGAGAACCGUUCAUGUGUGUUAGCAAUUGUAAAUAAUUUGCUUAAUGCUGCAAUAUGUAACUUUUUGGGCUACCUGACCAAAUUCAAAUAGAAAUGUGUGGUAUAGAUCUGUCAUUCCCAUUGAAAGCAACUCUAAGAAGCGGUAGAUCUGUUCUAUGUGCACUAUUUCUAUGCUUUCCGUGCUUAACAUGCUGACUACACCGGGCACAUGUGCGCCCGUGCACGCCAUCGCACGCAUGUUGAUUUUGUCCAUCCACACCAGACACGAUCAGGACACGCAGGUUGAAAUAUCAAAACGAACUCUGAACCAACUAUAUUAAUUUUGGGACAGGUCGAAACACAUAUGAAACGUUCAUGGACAUUUAGCUAGCUAGCUUGAUGUUGCUAGCUAAAUUGUCCUGGGAUAUAAACAUUGGGUUGUUAUUUUCCCUGAAAUGUACAAGGUCAAUUUUUUUUUGCUGGAUCUUUGUAGAAUUUGGACUCAUUUUGAGUCACACACAAUCGUGUGUUCUCUACGCCGACAAUUAAUCCACAGAUAAAAGGGGAAACCUAGUUAGUUUUUCGUAAUCUCUCCUCGUUCAGUCUUCUUUUCUUUUUCUGUGGAUUUUAUAUGGCGGUUGGCAACCAACUUUAAGGUGCAUUACCACCACCAACUGGACUGGAGUGUGGACCUCGUUCAUCUUUCAAUCACCGGGUAUAUGCUCCUAAAAACCAAUGAGGAGAUGGGAGAGGCAGGACUUGCAGCACGUCAAGCCAAGUUCUAUUUUAGCGCCUGGCUACGCAGACGCUCGUUUACGUGCUCUAGCAGUUUGGAUGAAAUGAUUGAAUAACAUUUAUGUGUACAUUUAUUUUGCAACUCUCACGCAUGCAACACGGGUGGUGUGGUCAGCAUGUAAGUUUCAUUUUUGCGUCUUCUACUUUGUUUUGUACACCAGCUUCAAACAGCUGAAAAUACAAUAUUAUUCGUUAUGGAAAAUAUAUUUCACAGCAGUUUAGAUGGUACAAUGAUUCUCUAAACUAUAUUUGCUUGUUUUGUCACAUAAACUGAAAUUAAGCUAACUGUUAGAAUUUCUGCAUCCAAGAAAUGGCGGGGCGAUAUCUGCAUAGUGCAUCUUUAAAGACCCAUUAAAUUGAAUAAUAACUAUAAUCUGUAAAUCCUCAAAUGGUUUGGAGUUUAUCAUCAGUGUCCCUGAACACUCAGUACUUUAUCUAUGGGGUCAUCAGAGUGGUAUGGAUACACUGUUAGUGUGUGUGUGUUUGAGAUAUUGAGUGUUCCAAAACGCAGGCAACCAAAAGCAGUUUUCUCCAGACCUGUGUUCUGUUCUGUGCAGCCCUGCUAGUGAACAGGCAGAUCUACAUAAACUCAGCAAAAAAAUAUACGUCCUCACUGUCAACUGCGUUUAUUUUCAGCAAACUUAACGUGUAAAUAUUUGUAUGAACAAAAUAUGAUUCAACAACUGAGACAUAAACUGAACAAGUUCCACAGACAUGACUAACAGAAAUUGAAUAAUGUGUCCCUAAACAAAGGGGGGUCAAAAUCAAAAGUAACAGUCAGUAUCUGGUGUGGCCACCAGCUGCAUUAAGUACUGCAGUGCAUCUCCUCCUCAUGGACUGCACCAGAUUUGCCAGUUCUUGCUGUGAGAUGUUACCCCACUCUUCCACCAAGGCACCUGCAAGUUCCCGGACACUUCUGGGGGGAAUGGCCCUAGCCCUCACCCUCCGAUCCAACAGGUCCCAGACGUGCUCAAUGGGAUUGAGUUCCGGACUCUUCGCUGGCCAUGGCAGAACACUGACAUUCCUGUCUUGCAGGAAAUCACGCACAGAACAAGCAGUAUGGCUGGUGGCAUUGUCACCGGAGACACUUGAAACCCCACCUCUUUAAGGAAUACCUGGGAUAGGAUAAAGUAAUCCUUCUACCCCCCCCCCUUACCCCACCCCCCAAAAUUUUUUUAAUUAAAUAAUAUUCUUAAGUGGUUGUCCCACUGCGUAUCAUAAGGUGAAUGCACCAAUCUGUAAGUCGCUCUGUAUAAGAGCGUCUGCUAAAUGCUGGGGGUCAUGUCAGGAUGAGCCUGCAGGAAGGUACCACAUGAGGGAGGAGGAUGUCUUCCCUGUAACGCACAGCGUUGAGAUUGCCAGCAAUGACAACAAGCUCAGUCCGAUAAUGCUGUGACACACCGCCCCAGACAAUGACAGACCCUCCACCUCCAAAUCGAUCCCACAACAGAGUACAGGCCUCGGUGUAACGCUCAUUCCUUCGACGAUAAACGCGAAUCCGACCAUCACCCCUGGUGAGACAAAACCGCGACUCGUCAGUGAAGAGCACUUUUUGUCAGUCCUGUCUGGUCCAGCGACGGUGGGUUUGUGCCCAUAGGCGAUGUUGUUGCCGGUGAUGUCUGGUGAGGACCUGCCUUACAACAGGCCUACAAGCCCUCAGUCCAGCCUCUCUCAGCCUAUUGCGGACAGUCCGAGCACUGAUGGAGGGAUUGUGCGUUCCUGGUGUAACUCGGGCAGUUGUUGUUGCAAUCCUGUACCUGUCCCGCAGGUGUGAUGUUCGGAUGUACUGAUCCUGUGCAGGUGUUGUUACAUGUGGUCUGCCACUGCGAGGACGAUCAGCUGUCCGUCCUGUCUCCCUGUAGCGCUGUUUUAGGUGUCUCACAGUACGGACAUUGCAAUUUAUUGGCCACAUCUGCAGUCCUCAUGCCUCCUUGCAGCAUGCCUAAGGCACGUUCACGCAGAUGAGCAGGGACCCUGGGCAUCUUUCAUUUUGUGUUUUUCAGAGUCAGUAGAAAGGCCUCUUUAGUGUCCUAAGUUUUCAUAACUGUGACCUUAAUUGCCUACUGUUUGUAAGCUGUUAGUGCACCGUUCCACAGGUGCAUGUUCAUUAAUUGUUUAUGGUUAAUUGAACAAGCAUGGGAAACAGUGUUUAAACCCUUUACAAUGAAGAUCUGUGAAGUUAUUUGGAUUUUUACAAAUUAUUAUUAUUAGUUAAUUUUUUAGCUGAGUUUAGCUGAUGACUAAUGAUCUGUUUAAUAAAGUACGCGUUUCAAACACACUAGAUUAAUGAAGCUGCAGGUGCAUGUGUACUCCUGCUCAAAUUAGAGCGAGUAAGGAAGGGUUAAGCAACUUGGUGUCUCUUGUUUGACAUUCAUCUAGUUAAGUUUCAUAACCAUCUCUCUGGCUACUGUCCCAGUCUGUCUGUCUAUACUGUCUGAUUCAACCUUACUCCAACCUUAGUCCCCUCGCCUGGGUCAUUGUAGUAUGUUGGUGUAAUUCUAGAAUAUUUGUAUACUUUUAGAAUAUUUGUAGUUUUAGUCUAUUCGUAUACUUUAAUAUUUGCAUGUCAUUUGUACACUCAAUUCAGCCGUUUUUUGUACAAUGUGGUUCAGAUAAUAAAAACAUUCUCUACCCUGGUCUCCUCACUCACUUUCUCUCCCUCUCCCCAUCCCCUCUCCCCCCUCACACUCCUCCAGCUUGUCUCUGUAUGGCCCCAUGGCAGCCUAUGUCAACCCCCACGGUUACGUCCAUGAGACCCUGACCGUCUACAAAGCCAGCAACCUCAACCUGGUCGGCAGGCCGUCUGUGCUCCACAGCUGGUUUCCAGGGUAACCCCUCUCUAUACAUGCCUAACACAUAUACAGUACCAGUCAAAAGUUUGGACACACCUACUCAUUCAAGGGUUUUUCUUUAUUUUUGCUAUUUUCUACAUUGUAGAAUAAUAGUAAAGACAUCAAAACUAUGAAAUAACACAUAUGGAAUCAUGUAGUAACCAAAAAAGUGUUAAACAAAUCGAAAUAUAUUUUAUUUUAGAGAUUCUUCAAAUAGCCAUCCUUUGCCUUGAUGACAGCUUUGCACACUCUUGGCAUUCUCUCAACUAUCUUCAUGAGGAAUGCUUUUCCAACAGUCUUGAAGGAGUUCCUACAUAUGCUGAGCACUUGUUAGCUGCUUUUUCCUUCACUCUACGGUCCAACUCAUCCCAAACCAUCUCAAUUGGGUUGAGGUCGGGUGAUUGUGGAGGCCAGGUCAUCUGAUGCAGCCCUCCAUCACUCUCCUUCUUGGUCAAAUAGCCCUUACACAGCCGUGAGGUGUGUUGGGUCAUUGUCCUGUUGAAAAACAAAUGAUAGUCCCACUAAGCGCAAACCAGAUAGGAUGGCGUAUCGCUGCAGAAUGCUGUGGUAGCCAUGCUGGUUAAGUGUGCCUUGAAUUCUAAAUAAAUCACAGACAGUGUCACCAGCAAAGCACCCCUACAUCAUCACACCUCCUCCUCCAUGCUUCUUGGUGGGAACCACACAUGCAGAGAUCAUCUGUUCACCUACCCUGCGUCUCACAAAGACAUGGCGGUUGGAACCAAAAAUCUCAAAUUUGGACUCAUCAGACCAAAGGACAGAUUUCCACUGGUCUAAUGUCCAUUGCUCGUGUUUCUUGGCCCAAGCAAGUCUCUUCUUAUUAUUGGUGUCCUUUAGUAGUGGUUUCUUUGCAGCAAUUCGACCAUGGCCCGAUUCAUGCAGUCUCCUCUGAACAGUUGAUGUUGAUGUGUCUACUACUUGAACUCUGUGAAGCAUUUAUUUGCGCUGCAGUCUCAGGUGCAUUUAACUCUAAUGAACUUAUCCUUUGCAGCAGAGGUAAUUCUCGGUCUUCCUUUCCUGUGGCGGUCCUCAUGAGAGCCAGUUUCAUCAUAGCGCUUGAUGGUUUUUGCGACUGCACUUGAAGAAACUUUCAAAGUUCUUGAAAUGUUCCGGAUUGACUGACCUUCAUGUCUUAAAGUAAUGAUGGACUGUUGUUUCUCUUUGCUUAUUUGAGCUGUUCUUGCCAUAAUAUGGACUUGGUCUUUUACCAAAUAGGGCUAUCUUCUGUACCCCCCCCCCCCCCCCACCUUGGAUCAACACAACUGAUUGGCUCAAACGCAUUAAGAAGGAAAUAAAUUCCACAAAUUAACUUUUAAGAAGGCACACCUGUUAAUUGAAAUGCAUUCCAGGUGACUACCUCAUGAAGCUGGUUGAGAGAAUGCCAAGAGUGUGCAAAGCUGUCAUCAAGGCAAAGGGGGGCUACUUUGACGAAUCUCAAAUAUAAAAUAUAUUUUUAUUUGUUUAACACUUUUUUGGUUAUUACAUGAUUCCAUAUGUGUUAUUUCAUAGUUUUGAUGUCUUCACUAUUAUUCUACAAUGUAGAAAAUAGUAAAAAUAAAGAAAAACCCUUGAAUUAGUAGGUGUGUCCAAACUUUUGACUGGUACUGUACAUUCCCUCGCUCUCACACAUUUAGAUAUACACCAACCCAUUCCCCACACUAUACAAACUCACCCCACAGCCUUACACUCACAAAUUACAUUCUCAAGUGACAGACACAUGUACAGUAUACACACUGACAGAUGUAAACAUACAUUGCACUAUUGAAAUGUACUGUACUUUUGAGGUGUUCAUAAUAAUGUAAUAAAUUAUUCAUAAUAUUAAUCAUUUAAGAAAAUAAUAUAAUAAAUUAUUAUUAGCACCUGUCACGUUACCCAGGUUGUGUGAUCUUGGACACAUUAAUAACAUUUUUGGUCCAUGAAUAAUUUAAGCUGCCAAAGACCUGAAAGCAAAAGGCUCUGGCCUUUUGGUGUACUGUCAUUUUUUGCAUCGUUUGUCAUUUUUGGCAUCAUGUUGUCAAUAUGAGGUGCCUUGUAUUCAUUGAGCUUUAUUUAAAACCAACUUCGUCUCAGUGGGGAUAUACACAUACUGUGUGUGUGUGCACGCAACACCAGGCUUGCUUGACCAUAUUGACAUAGAGCCGGAACUUUUGGAGAGCAGUGGAGAGCUCCCCUGGGUUCUCAGUGGUUCUGUUACGUAAGGCAUCUUCAACCAAAGCCACUCAUCAGUCCUCAGCGCUCCUCAUCACUCCUGUGUUAGCCUCCUGUAAUAAUGACAGUAAUAGCUUCCUCCACUUAUCCUCCCCAUGGGCUGGCACUUGUCAAGAUUAGUCUUAUUCAAGUCCUCUCAGAGGGGAGCUAUGGAGGUAGAGGAGGAAGGAAGAAAGGUAUUGUGCUCCUUGUGCUCCACUCAACCGCUCUGUGCCGCACUGCUCUUCUGGUCUGGUGAAGGGUGCUAUUACAGCCUGUCAGCAUAAGUUGUUCUGAGAAGACAUGUUGUGGAGAGAGCAACAGACACACAGCAUGACAGAUUUAGGCUGUUUACUGCCAUUUUCAUCUGUUGAUUGAAAGUGCUUCUGUGUGAUACUUGUCAUGCAGCCACUUCAAAUGGUAGGUUGUUGCCAGGAAGAGAACCCUGGGAAACGUCUUAAUUGAACAGGUGUCAGAUAGGAGAGAAAAGGUAAGUGGAGUGGUUUGUCUGUGUGCCUUCCUUCCUUUGCCUGGCCCGCCACCAUUCCCACGUGACAGCCAGAUAGGGUUUUGGUUUGCGGAGAAAAUGGAGAGGGGAUGAGAGAGGGGAUUGUAUUGAUUAGACACAGUCUGUGUUCUUUCUCUAUGUAAUGUCUGCGCAUGAGAGCCUCAGAAAGCCCCAGGCCUCUAUUCGCAAUGCUGUCUGGUAUGCCAUAAUACUGUAUGAUGAGGGGAAUUGGAAGACAGCCAACUAGGGUAUUAGUUUCUGUGUCAGAUGCCUUAUGUCAACAAUAAGAAGUGUGGCAUGCUGCACAAAUCUCUCCCCCCCCCCCCCAGGUAUGCCUGGACGAUCGCUCAGUGUCAGACAUGUGGCUCCCACAUGGGCUGGAAGUUCACGGCCACCAAGAAGGAUUUGUCCCCGCCUCGUUUCUGGGGCCUGACCCGCUCAGCCAUGCUGCCCCGCAUUCCCCAGAUGGAGGGCCAGGAGGGGGACGAGGGCUCCCGCCUGCUCUGCCUGUGA